This is a messenger RNA of Aphanomyces astaci, 1391 nucleotides long. RefSeq lists its product as hypothetical. Bases 289 to 1353 code for a protein of 354 amino acids. The record is from RefSeq and is a predicted model, not a curated record. Lineage: Eukaryota; Oomycota; Saprolegniomycetes; Saprolegniales; Verrucalvaceae. The transcript has a single exon.
GUGCACUUCCUCCAACUUCAUUCGAUUUGUCGUCGGCGCGUUGUCUCUGCCGCGCUGGCGGCGCCAAAUGACUGGACUGCUUUUCGAGUUUUGUAGCAUUCACGGUCUGAUUGGCUCACGCAACUGCAACUGACUGGAACCCCUCUGAUGUCAGCCAAUCAGAGUGCAGUAUGUGAUUGGCGUGCCACAAUUAUCAAAUGUCGCAUUAUCCGGAUGAUUCAACGAUUUUAUCCGUGUGCUUGAGAGCGCCCAUCGUGACUGGUGCCCAAACGUCAUACCUGUUCCACGAUGUUUGGCCGAGUGUUUUCUAGGGUGACGGCGACGGGGCCGAGUCUGCUACGACCGACCACGUCGUCAUGGAUGCAAGGCGCCCAAGAACGCUCCAUGGCCAAGCUGAGUGAACGUGCAUUGCGACGCAAACAGCUGCGCGAGAGCAAGAAGAAGGCGACGCGCAUUCCUCCGAUCAAGGAAACGCUGCGCAAGCUGUACCUCCGCACGCACCCGGACUUGUUUGGCCAAUUCCCCAAAGAACAACACACCAACACCGAAUCGUACAAGGAACUGAUGGGCAUCUUGGACGCGAUCGCAAACAUCCGCGGCGAAUUCCCGCCCGCCAAGACGCUGUCGUUGCCGUUCUACCUCACCACCGGCACGGCCGGCCAAUUCAAAAACGUGACAUUGAACCUGAAAACCACCGGUGGCGCCUGCAGCACGUUGAUGGAGACGCAGUUGGGCAAAUUCUUUGAAGAAUGUGGAUGGGAACCGUUGUUCGAGUGGAACAAGGGCAGCUGGGGACUCACGACCACGGCGGUGCUGCCGCCGGACGACACGUAUGAGCGCGACGAGGCCGUGCCGCAGCGCGCGCCACAGCCAGAGGUCGCGCCAGCGUUCCGCGAGCAGCCCAAAGCGAGCCAGCCAGACGAAUCCAAGAUGGAGGUGCUGCUGAGGGAGCUGAACGACGUGCUCGAGGUGAUUGCGGCCGUGCCGUACUUUGCCCACGAAGAAGAGGGCGAUUACAAGGACAUUUACGAAUUGUACACGAACGAAGACGAAAACUCGGUCAACGGCCUCAAAGAAAUCGAGCGCCGCGGCGGGUACAACAUCAUCCCGUCCACGCACAUGAUCUGGGAAGGCGAGCGUGACGCCGCCGUGUUGAUCCAAGGUCUGGACAUGGACUCAGCGCUCAUCGUCCAGCGUAUCCUCAUGCAUGCAAUCACGAUGGACAAGAAGGUAGACGACUUUGUGCAGGCCGAGAAGGCCAAGAUGGCAGCAGGAGAAUCGAGCGACGACAGCGACGAUGAAGAUGAUGAUGAUAUCAAGGACGCACAAAUCACAGAGAAAAAGGUCGAGUAAAUGGCAGUAAUUUUGGCAUGAUUGAUACUUUUGACAUA